Messenger RNA from Colletotrichum orchidophilum, 534 nucleotides. RefSeq lists its product as uncharacterized. The transcript has a single exon. Lineage: Eukaryota; Fungi; Ascomycota; Sordariomycetes; Glomerellales; Glomerellaceae. The coding region runs from base 1 to 534 and encodes 177 amino acids. The record is from RefSeq and is a predicted model, not a curated record.
AUGUCUUCCUCUGAUGGUUCCCUUGGAAGCACGGGCUCCUCAUCCUCGCUAUCCAACAUGCCUUACACCUGGAUUCUCACGCCGCUCAUCGUCUUUCUCGCCCUCGGCAUCAUCGCGACUCUCGUUCAGUUUCAACGCCGCCGCCGUCUACGCAAGCUCGGGCUCCAGCGUCCUUGGCCCCGCCGCGACAUGGAAGCGAAUCGCCAGAGAGGAGGUGGUCAACGGUCGUCGAGAAACGGCCGCUGGGCCUGGACUACCCGCAGUGAUGAGGGCCUGGACGAGUUCGGCGAGGCUCCUCCUGCCUACGAACCCAAGGCGAAGCCGGGACAGACUUUCGCUCGCGAGGGUAGUUUCGAGAUGGCCCACGUCGAGCACACUGCGAGGGGCACCAUUGCUUCACCCCCGCUCACCGGCAGCUCUGCAGGUGUCGACCGGGGCUCUCUGCCUCCGGACUAUGGCACAGCAACCGGCUCCACAUCAUCAACCCCCCCGCCUGCCGUCGCCAGCCCGCCUCCGGCGAUGACGAGACACUAA